AUGGUGAGAGGACACUUUGACGGAUGGCCCAUCAACAAGGGCGGUGGCAAGAAACUCGACCCAAAUGAUUUCUCCAAGUUUCCCGACCUGCUCCAGAGCUGGACCGUCGACGGAAAGAACGACAAGAACCUCCCACAUGGCGUCAAGGUUGUCAUCCCGCACGACUUUGCGGCCAAGCACAAGCUCGCUGACGCGCCGUUCAUGGCGCUUGUCACGGCCGGCUCCGAUACCUGGGACCCUCGUCACCUGCAGAUUACGCUCUUUGAGCGUGAGAUGAGGAAGGGACGCCGCGUCAAGCGGUGUGUCCUCAAGCGCAAGGUCUUUGAGGCCAACAAGGUCAAUGUCAACGCAGGCAUCCCCGCCCUCCAGAAGUGGGACCUCGUCGCGGAGACAUUCCGUUUCGUGGAGGAGAAGGCGCUGGCCGGGCCCAGCCUAAUGAAGAGGGCCAAGACUGCCGCUUCAUCUUUGAGGCGUGCAUCUCCCAAGCGCCGCAAGGCCUCGAAGACCUCCCCCGCCCUCGCCUGCGACGAGGACGAGUCGGACCUCGACCAGUCCGACUUUGACGAGGCUGACAUUGUCCGCCCGUCCAAGCGCAAGAGGCGCACCCUUCCGAAGCGUGCCAAGCGUCACCGCCGUGCGGACGACUUUGGCUGGGCCCCGGCCUGGAUCCAAAAGUUCGUUGACGGAUACGACCUCGCCUUCCGCAACCGCUCCAUCGCCUGGUCCAACGACCAGGUGUUGGACCACCUCCAAAAGCCUUUCCCCGAGCUGAACUUCCCCAAGACGAACAGCCGGGGCAUGAUUGAGCUCACUCUCAAGUUCCCCCUCGUGUUCCGCGACCGCCACCAGCUCAACAAGGACACGUACUUCAUCAAGGGCACCAAGGGCCACACAACGUGGGACCCCGACCAUGUGGAAAUCUCGUUCUACAAGAAUGGCAAGGCCACCAAGCGCAUUUGCGCCGCCAACCGCAAGACGUUCCGGCUGUCGCAGACGCCUAAAAACACGACGCCUCCUACCCGACCAGCUGCCAGGGAACACGCGGCGAGCGGAGAGAAGACCGGCCCCGCCCCCAACGUCGCUGCCGGUCAUUCCUAG
Molecule: messenger RNA, 1098 nt
Organism: Apiotrichum porosum
Lineage: Eukaryota; Fungi; Basidiomycota; Tremellomycetes; Trichosporonales; Trichosporonaceae
Exons: 7
Coding region: 1-1098 (365 amino acids)
Source: RefSeq, a predicted model, not a curated record